Messenger RNA from Petromyzon marinus (sea lamprey), 7253 nucleotides. RefSeq names its product dual specificity tyrosine phosphorylation regulated kinase 1A (gene DYRK1A). Gene Ontology annotation, molecular function: protein serine/threonine kinase activity; protein serine/threonine/tyrosine kinase activity; ATP binding. Gene Ontology annotation, biological process: protein autophosphorylation; peptidyl-serine phosphorylation; peptidyl-threonine phosphorylation. NCBI's taxonomy places the organism in Eukaryota, Metazoa, Chordata, Hyperoartia, Petromyzontiformes, Petromyzontidae. The record is from RefSeq and is a predicted model, not a curated record.
GCUCCAUUGGCCGAUGUGGAGACGCGCCGUCACCCAGCCCUUUCGUUUAAUGCCUAUUCAUUGGCAAGCCCCUUUAGCUCAAAGGGCCAAUCGGCGUCGAGAAUGCACCCAGGGCACAUAGCAACAAGGGGGUAUUUGCAUAGGCGGUUUUGAUUGGCCGUCUCAUGUAGACGCAUCAUUGCUUGUUUUCGCUGUGAUUGGCUAUGCAAAUGAGGCUUGUUGCUAGGUUUGUUCAUGCAGGGCUGUGCAGAUGGAUGAGUCAUAGCGACUGCAGUAUAAUCGUUGGUGCUCGCCUCUUCGCAAAGACUGGAAAUGCCAGCGUUUUAUUUUUCAAAUAAUGUAGUAACAGUACAGCAUGCCUUAACGCGUGUUAUACGCAGUGAUGUAUAACGCAUAAUGGCACUUUUUAUGUCCGUGUAGUUUCAAACAUUGAAUUAAAGAUCUUGCUUUAAAAUGGUGUAUUUAGUAAUGGGUGAUUUUAAAGAUUUGCAUACAAUAUGCAGCUUUUUUUCUAGCGUAUAAUAUUCCGUAAGAUAACGAAUUUACGCCUUACAUAUGCAUUUUUUUAAUUAGUUAACGGUGACAACUUCAGGAAAUGUGUAUCGUGUUAAAUACAUUUUAAACAGCCGUACACGUGUAUACAGUACCUUCUACAAAAUGUAAAAAGUCAAUCUACUUGCACAUUUAAUUACAUUUCAUGCAAGAUACAGAAUAAAUAUACUGUACUUGAACAUAAAGACUAUCAAGCAGUAUGUACAAGUAUUGAUUUAAGGUUAGCUUACCAUGUCUUGUCAAUUGCCGAAUGUGAGAAUUUUUUGGACGUGUUAGUGCAAAUCUAUUUACAUUUAACACCCUUUAGCUGGUUUUUCAGUUUAUUAAUGUAUAUUAAAUACAUGGGAUAUUGGGAUAUAUACAGAAAUUGUGAGCUGUAUUAUGUCCUGGAAAGGACACUUUCCACAUUGCUCCGAGAGCAUGUGUCUGCGCUUUAAAUAGAAAGACAAGUGGAACAGGUUUGGGAUGUAGCCUCCAAGCUAUAAAUGGACAGACCUGGCACAAUGUGGCCAUGUCUUGAACACACCAACGCGCCGAGAUGGAUGGGGGGGUUAUCAUUUGCAUUUUAAAGUAACAUUUUUAAUAUUCGUCUGGGUGCAGCAAAUAACAAUUUGCGUAUUGCCAAGCGUACCUCAUGUAUUCGUUUACGAUAGUGGAGUAAUAUUGUCAUGUUAUCAGCGUUGGAUUUGCAUUUUUUAAAGGGGAGCCGUAAGCCCAUAAUAGUAGCACCCCCCCUGUCCCUGUUGGGCUGAGCCAAUCGAGUCGGCUGCCUGCGUCGCUUGGGUUUUCUCAUUCAUGUAUACGAGUUGUCGUAUUUUGAGGAAGCUAAGCAAAUUUUGGUCGUUUUAUUUCCAUUUACUUUUGUAGUAUUAUUUUUCAAUUUAGAAGGUAUAUUUUUGCCACGCAUUGACAGGCGCGCUCCCGUAUCCCCCGUGCGCGAGUGCGCCCCCGAUGCCAGUGGCAUGGAAAUCUGCUCGCCGCUAACGACGCGUGCCCGGCCAAUCAGCAAGACAGCGCCGCACGGGAAGGGCUUUUGCCGCCUUCUCAUCCAAUCGCAGCACUGAGCUUUGGAAUAGCAGCGACGGUUGCUAUCUCGUAGGUUUCCAUGUAUGAUGAUUAUUACGAUAGGAAGACCUCUACCUGCAAACUCGUUUUUGGGAUGUUUUAAUGAAUCGGCAUCGCAAGCUUUGAGGAGUGGAUCGCGGCAGAAGCUGUGGCGGAAGACGGGACUUUGACCGAUCGUAAGGGUUUCUCACCUUUUAGACGCUGUCAAAUAGUAUUCACAGUGCUUCAGCGACUAAAGUCAUUGCCAAAAGUAUUUGAUUGCUCUCUGCUUGAAGACAAGUGCGGUACUUUAUUUGUAAAACUUAAUCACGUAUUUGACAGUAUUGUAGUUAAUGGUUAAUUUAUAUAUUUAUGCCAAAACAACCUAGAAAUCUGACCGUUCUUACAGCACAGCACAUCAGUAUUGGCCUUUGACAACUGUAGUUUUAUUAAACAGCUUUUAAAUGUGCUACUUUGUUCUAUAUUGCUAUAACUAAGCAAAAUACAUCUUGGACAUAAAGUUCACAGAAAGGAAUAAGGAAACAUUUGACUCCAGCUGUUGGAUUUACAAGCCGCGGCGAACGUGACACUGAACGCUCAUGAACUUUGUUGGACCUUAAUGAUGCCAACACAAUGAAGCACAGUGGAAUCAUAGUACUUUAAUUCUGUCAAGAACAAACGUAUUUAUCAAUGAAGAAGAUAACUAUUUUGGGCCGAAAGCAUAGGUGGACAAUUUGUCGCUUUCUCUACUCUAUUUUUGCAGUUAAUUCAUAUUCGACUGUGAAUACCGUGGGAAUGAACGCUUAACCACCUUUAAAAGGGAACCAGAAUACAAUUUUCGAUCGGCAAAGCUCAUCCACGACGAGAUCAUCCUAAGGAAUACUUAUUCCGACCUUGGACUUGUGGAUUUAGUUUCCAUGGUGAUCACGUUGUGCUCCUUGACAUCUUCGGCUUCGCACACGAUGCUCGCAGCCCUGACGACAGAGUGGGUGGACCAAGAGCCCUUGGGCUACAUCUGCCCUACGCGCCCCAACAAACCCAGCCAUGGCCAUAGUAUAGAGGAAGCAGCAUGCAAACACUCGUCCUUGCAUCUGUCCACCACCUUCCCGCUCGCUGCUGACAGCAUGUCGUUUUCUCCUCAGCAGCAGUUCAGCGAUCAGCCCAUGGCUCAAGCGCAGCUGCUUCCAGACAUGACAAUCCUGCAGCGACGAAUCCCUCUUAAGUUCCGUGACCCAACCACAGCACCUCUGAGAAAACUGUCCGUCGACCUUAUAAAGACAUACAAACACAUUAAUGAGGUAUACUAUGCAAAGAAAAAGCGGCGAGCCCAGCAGCAGCAAGGGGAAGACUCGAGCCAUAAGAAAGAGCGCAAGGUGUACAACGAUGGCUACGACGAUGACAACUACGAUUACAUCGUGAAGAAUGGGGAGAAGUGGAUGGACCGCUACGAGAUAGAUUCUCUCAUUGGCAAAGGCUCAUUUGGACAGGUUGUAAAAGCAUAUGAUCACCAGGAACAGGAAUGGGUAGCAAUCAAGAUAAUUAAAAACAAGAAGGCCUUUUUGAACCAAGCGCAGAUCGAGGUGCGACUGCUGGAACUGAUGAACAAGCACGACACGGACAUGAAGUACUACAUAGUGCACCUGAAACGCCACUUCAUGUUCCGGAACCACCUGUGUCUGGUGUUUGAGCUCUUGUCAUAUAAUCUUUAUGACCUGCUGCGAAACACCAACUUCCGUGGAGUGUCACUCAACCUGACGCGCAAGUUCGCACAGCAGAUGUGCACAGCGCUACUCUUCCUGGCCACACCUGAACUGAGCAUCAUUCACUGUGACCUGAAGCCAGAGAACAUCCUCCUGUGCAACCCCAAACGCAGUGCCAUCAAGAUUGUCGACUUUGGCUCUUCGUGUCAGCUUGGACAAAGGAUUUACCAGUAUAUUCAGAGUCGGUUUUACCGCUCUCCUGAAGUUCUGCUGGGAAUCCCCUAUGACCUCGCCAUUGACAUGUGGUCACUGGGCUGCAUUCUGGUGGAGAUGCACACGGGGGAGCCACUCUUCAGUGGCUCCAAUGAGGUUGACCAGAUGAAUAAGAUUGUGGAGGUUCUGGGCCUGCCACCUACACACAUGUUGGAACAGGCACCCAAAGCCCGGAAGUAUUUUGAAAGGCUCUCGGAUGGGUCCUGGACUGUCAAGAAAACUAAAGACAGCAAAAGGGAGUACAAGACAGCUGGUUCUCGCAAAUUACACGAUAUCAUUGGGGUGGAGAGUGGUGGUCCUGGAGGCCGGAGGAUGGGAGAGGCUGGGCACACAGUGGCUGAUUACCUGAAGUUUAAAGAUCUGAUCCUGCGCAUGUUGGACUAUGAUCCCAAAACACGAAUAACUCCUUUUUAUGCCCUGCAACACAACUUCUUUAAAAAAACCACUGAUGAAGGAACAAACACAAGUAACAGUGUGUCCACAAGCCCUGCCAUUGAUCAGAGCCAGGGCACUGGGACUGGAACUUCAAACUCUUCAUCGAGUUCUGGUGGGUCAAGUGGCUCCUCUCACAGUGACCGGGCUCGAUCAGACCCAGCGCAGCACCGACACAACGGAAGCAGGCAUUACAACAACGUGGCCCCCACGACGGAAUAUGACGCCCACAACUCCCAGGCGUAUCACCAGUCCCACAUGGCGUGGACCACAGGGGAUUCAUCCACACAGACAAUGUUGUCUCCGGAAAGUGGCACAACAAACUACAAUCACCUCGUGUCUCAGCAGGCUGCUCAUUCUCAUGGCCACCACCGUUCCCAGCACCACCACUCCCACGGCCAUACGUCACGCCAAACAGGGCAUUUUACUCAUGCAAACAACUCCGCAUUGCAUACGAACAAUCCACCGGCUCAUCUGAACAAUCCUCACUCCAAUCCACAGCCAUCCUACUCGCACAGCCAGUUAGUAAUACAGUCCAACACUCAGCCAGGACAUUCAAAUUUCCAACCUACAGGACAGCCAAUCGCUCACCAAGCAUCGCAGAGCAAUGCCAGGCACCGGGCCUUCAGGCAGCAGGUGUCUGAUCCUUCUCCGAAUGUUCUGCUCGGACCGGACCCGUUAGACUGCACCCAGGCUGGUUCGCUCGGCCUGCCUCUUACCUCAGGCCUCCGAACACGAACAGUACUCACAGGAGUGGCUGGGGGCUUCCUCACGGGGACUAGCAGCAGCAGUGCAGCCACUGCCUUGGGAUACCCCUACCCUGCUGCAGGACCAGGACUCUACACAGGAGAGGGCCGCUCUGCUCACUACACGUCCGAUGGACCUCUGGGCUCAAGGCCGGCUCACUACGGGGCAGAUGGACCGCUCAGCUCACGGCCAACUCACUAUGGAGCAGAUGGGCCGUUGGGUUCCCGCUCAGCCCCUGACAGGGAAGACUCUCCCAUGAUGGGCGUGUGUGUUCAGCAAAGUCCUGUGGCAAGCUCCUGAUGACCAUUAUGAAGAAUGCUUUGGAAUGGUGUAUGGGAAUACGAAGAGAGGCUCUGCUGAAAUUCCCAAAGUCAGCGUGUGGGAAUUAAUGCUUAUGAAAUAAAAAGCAUCUUGAGUUUUGGUCUCAGGGACAUAAUAAUGAACUGGUUUGUUGGUAUGGACCGAGUUUUAGCACCUUCCUGAAAACACGGCUUCUCUUCCCCAUACUCCCAGCCGGAGGCCAGAGGGAACACUGAAGGGGCAUGUUGAUCGAGGGCACACUUAUGCAGCAUACGGUGGUCCGAGUGGCAUGUUGAUCGAGGGCACACUUAUGCAGCAUACGGUGGUCCGAGUGGCUAAACAAAUCAAAUGUGCAAAGACCCUUCAGUUCUGCUCUUGCAUGUGGUAGAAAUCCUUCCUUCAUUGUUGGCAGUCGACACUUGUGUGAACAUGCGCACACCUGUUUGAUUGUAUCAGCUUUCCUAUUGUAAAGCAUUGCUCGUCACUUGAGUUUGCUACUUUACAGAAAAAAAGUAUACCUUGACAAAAUUGUGGUACCCAGAGCAGAACAUCCUUUUUGUGCUGUGAUGGACAUCAUGGACAGUUUUAUAGUGAACUAACCAAUGCCAUGAACAGUAUAUACAGUACGUUUCUUCAUUCUCUUGUAAUGUCAUUUUACAACUGAUACCGAGGAGAUGGGGAAUCAGUUGCCCCUUUUACUACACUAGAAUAUACAGUUGAAGCAUGCAAGCCUGCCAAUUCACAGAUUCAUAUUUCCUACAAUCAUGUUUUCCUUCAUCCUCAAUUUAUGUAUUUUGAAAUGACUUUUGGUAUCCCGUUCAGCUUAGUUUUUCUAAAUCGAAUGUGUUUAAUAACUUAUUAAUUUUGUUGACAGCGGUAUUUUUAAAGCUAUUUUAAAAAGUAAAAAAAAACUUAAUGGGGUGAACUGUGGAGCUUCGACGUUCAAACAGAUUGUUUCAUUGGUAACAAGACAACAUCAAUAUCCAAUACCAUGUUUCUCCUUAGUAUUCCUUCAUUUCGACACGCAUCUUUCUUCAACCAUUGAAGGGACUUUUGCUGUCAUUUUUUAGGUGGGAGGGUGGGAGGGGGGGGCAGGUAGAGAACUAUUAGAACCACAUUGUAAAAAAAUGUAUUUCUCAUGCACACUUGCUUAUUUGAUUACUUUUUCUGCUUUUACAGUCAAGUACCCUGCAGGCCUGAUGCUUCAUUUCUCUGUAUAGAUUUUGUUAAUCCGUUACUGGUGGUUGCGUUUCUGUUGAAUUUUUGUAUGGUGCUUUUUUCAUCUGGCGCUUGAAAUACACCCCAUCCCCAAACUGGCAAUUUAAGCAUAACAUUGCUUAGUUUUGAGUAAUGGCUUUGUUUUAAACUUUUUUUUUUAUAGAAAAGAAGGUUCAGAGGAGGUUUGCGAUGUUUGUUUUAUUGGCUUUCUGUAUGAUUUGGUCCAAAAUUACUUUUUAGUUUCCCCCCACAGUAACAAAAGCUUGAACUUUACAAAUCAUGCACACUACCAGUUUGUUCCCUUUAAUUUUAUAUAGCAGAGUUGGAAGUAGUGACAAUUUUAUACAGUGCAGUUAUACAAUUUUAAUUGUUUAACAACCAACUACGUUUUACUUUAGUAUGCAAUUCUUAAAACACCGUAUGUUUAGGGAACAAAAUAAUCCAGUCCACCCUACAACCCUUCCACCAGACAUGUAGCUGUCUUGUUUGUGCUCACAUUGUUUAGGAUUUAGAUUUUUAGCGAUCACUCGGUGAUUUAAGUAGCGGAGGAUGACACAUUGGCAGCAGCACUCUGUACUUGGUUAAACGCCUCAUUAGCUUCAGUAAAUACCUUUGGGACAAAAAACCAAAAUAAAUGUUGCCCAUUUUUCAUUCUAAGUACAUUCAGAUGCUCCAAUUUCAGCAUUGUUCUGGCCUUUGGGUGAUACAGUUGGCUGCUUACAAGCAGCUACAACUGAUGAAGUUAUAGAGCCGUGGAUGUUGGAAGGGUUAAUUGUGUAAGAUGUAGCAGCAGUGCUAAACACUGGAGUGGUGCACUGUAAAUAUAACUUCACGCAUGUGAAAAAAGCUAUUUGACUAUUUGUUGCUUUAAGUGCUUUUAUCUAAAUGACUGUAAAUGGCAAAUUAUGGAAUAACGGUUUCUGUGCUGGAGACUGCUGUAUUAUAAAAUGCAUUAAUGUCUAUAAGUAUUAAAUUCAUUUCUCCAAA